UUCAGAUUAGUUGCCAGGGAAGGAUGUGACAGAUCAAGAUGGACAAUGUCACGGACUGGGGAGAUGCAGGUUUUGAAAAUGUCACCAAGUCUGUGACCAGAGCUUUGCCGUAUGACCUCCUCAACCACCGUCUCUACAGGGGCCAGGAGACCCCCCCUUGGGACGCAGUGCGUCUACAACUCAGAUGGUUCUUUCUUCUUCAUGCAUACGGAUUUGCAUGCUCGUUUUUUAUCUUAGCCUUUUAUGCCUUUUUCUCAAUACUUAAUAUUAGGUCCCUAAUCACAAGCCGGCCAUUUAUGUCUACCAUCAACGUUUUCCUUUGCCUCCUGGGAGCUUCUAGGGCAGGAUCUCUCUUCAUUGAUCCAUACAACCUAAAAGAGACGUUACCUGUGUACUUUGGCUCCGUAAUCUGGGACAUAGGUUUUCCUAGCAUCAUGUCUGCAUUUACACUGGUCCAGUUGGCAUUUCUGCAUUUAACACAGCUCAAGCUGGGUCCAGAGAAGAUGCGGAACAAGUCCUGCUUGUCCCUAGUGAUCACAGCUCAUUUCACAUGUGUUGUGGGUUUUGAUGUUAUUCUCGCCAUCUACCACAGCUUCCAUUUUGUACAGGUGAUGAGAGUGGUGUUAGAGACUACAUUCCUGGUGUGGGGAGUGUUCCUGUGCUGCACCUUCCUCUACGCUGGCUACCGGGUGAUGGCGCUGCUUAGGAAUAUGUCAGGCAUACUGCUGAUGCAGCGAGAUCAUACGGCCAGCCAGUACAAAGGAAUCAUGCAGCUCGCCAUGCUGGCGCCGUACAAUAACCUGGCUACAUCUGUGGCUGCGGCGCUUGUCCCAACUCUACUGGCGCCCAAGAUGAAUCUUCUUGGUGGAAACAAGACAUCCACUCUUGCCCCAAACCUAGAUGGACCUUUACCACCUCAACCAAAGCCACCUCUGUCCCCACGCUCAUUGUCAAAGCCUUCCACAUCCAGUAUGGAUGAGAGUACAAAUACCACAAAAUCAAUAUACUCACGGCUGCCAGACAGUAGUCCAGGCACUAGUCGGCAGAACAGUGUGCUCAAGAUGGCCAAGAGCCAGUCACUGGAGGCAGAGGGAGUGACUCCUGAAGUGGUCAAGCUGAAGAAGAACCUCAGCUGGAGAGCAGACGACAGUGUCGCUGCUGAAGUUCUCAGCAAGUCAAAAAUUAGUUUCAAAAGGAAAAAGGCAUCUGAAGACGAAUCUGAAAGUCAGAUUACAGCUGAAACUACAUUACUACCUCAGGGAGAGGUGGAUGCUGGAGUGCCUGACUUGACGCUUCACACCAUCUUGAACCACAUUGCUUACGUGAACCGGGCAGCGGCUCACAGUGACUCUGGAUUGGCCCCCACACCCGCCCAUCCUACUCCUGCGUCUCGUAAGAAACAGGUGAAGACAGUCCUGCACGUCACGUACGCCACCGCCAUCAUGGGGCUGCUACUGUGCCUCUUCAACCUCUUCCAACUCUAUGGACCAUAUGGACUGGCAAAAUCACACGAGAUUCAGCCAUGGCCGUGGUUCUGUUUCCAAACUUUGUGUCGAGCUGUUGAGCUAGCGAUGGGUUGCGCGAUGGCCAACAUCACUAAACAGCCCGUCACACAUAGACAUCAGUACCUUCAACAUCACUACUCACACUCCAUACGCAUUAAGCAGAGAGAGUCCCUUUUCAUGUAGACCCUCAAUCUCAAGUUGUUGUCUUUAUUGUUCCUCGUUAUGGUUCUCAAGUGGAGUCAUAGAGAAAUCUUAGGAUUUUCAGACAAAGUUGAUCAAAAUUGAGUCACAUAGAUUCUUGUAACCGGCAUCACUAUUUUGUAAUUGGGACUAAUCAAUCAGCCAGAGUCCCCCAGAACUAGACACAAUGUGAGUUGCAGCCAUUUAAAAUAAUAUCAUACUUAAAUUGAUCCACCGACCAAGUCCGCAGCGUAAAUCACCAAUUUCUGUAGACAUCAAAUUUUACACCAGACUAAAUUGAAGGGACAACCUAUUGCAGAAUCUUUGAUGCCACUAAUGACGUAAGUGAAACUAAGUGGUAGUUAUAAUUUUAGAAUGUAUAGUAUGCACUUUUAGAUGUUCUUUAUUUGUACUAAAAAAACCUACCUCCAUAUAGAUGGGAUAUCUACUUCAGUAUCCCUAAAUCAAUAGUUGUAUCUAAGAUUAUAAAAAAAAUAUAUAACAAAAAAACCUUUACUUGUCUUUUUAUCAGUAAUUAUGAUGGUUUAAUUGGAUAUGUUUUGUCAAUUUAUUGUCAAUGGAUUACCUUUGAAUUUCACAGCCCAAAGACCUGAUUUCACAAGAGUCUUGGACAACAACAACAAAGAUAAUUACUAAUUAGCUAAUAAAUAAAUCAAUCAAUUGUUGUAUUUUAAAUUUAAAAAAAUGUCUAUGUAAGUAUACCAGACACAGUAAUUCUAUGACUUCACUACGAUAUAAGAUUUAUUGG
Messenger RNA from Macrosteles quadrilineatus (aster leafhopper), 2454 nucleotides. RefSeq lists its product as uncharacterized. Bases 39 to 1688 code for a protein of 549 amino acids. Lineage: Eukaryota; Metazoa; Arthropoda; Insecta; Hemiptera; Cicadellidae. The transcript has 12 exons. The record is from RefSeq and is a predicted model, not a curated record.